Messenger RNA from Mesorhabditis spiculigera, 1713 nucleotides. Lineage: Eukaryota; Metazoa; Nematoda; Chromadorea; Rhabditida; Rhabditidae. The record is from the annotation of a GenBank genome assembly.
AUGUUCGGCCUGCGGUUCCAGAUGCGCUCACAAGAUCCGGAUGAACGCAUCUUUCGCUGGGUGGAAAUGGAUCGGCCGUUGAGGAAGCAGCUCGAAAAAUGGGGUUGCAAACCACGUCAAGUGCAGCUGGCAGUACUCUACCAUACGCCCAACCCAUUCAUUCUCACCGACCCGAUGGCUAGAUCGUACUACUUUCUGCUAAUGAAACUCGAUGUCGUUGAGGGCCGACUGACAAUGGAUAUGGAGAAUUAUAUCGGUCUGGCCGCCCAUAGUUUACAAGCGGAAUACGGUGACUACGAGAAGGAAUCGAUGACGAUCGACUAUAUGCAGACGAUUCCGCUAUUGCCGAAGCUGUACGAAACGCUGCGCGGGAUGUCCUGCGACAAGGCCGCGAUUUUGUACAUCGUCGGGGUGAUCCAUUGCGAAGGAUAUGGAGAGGAAUACUUCAAAGCUAAGGAUGAAGAUAGUUCCGAAGUGAAACUAGGCUAUUCCCCAAAAGGGAUCGUGGUUAAAGUCUACGGAGCCCCGGUGAAAUACGAAUGGGAAAAAGUGAAGGGAUUCGCCGCCCACAAACGCCAUCUACAAAUCAAAACCCGCGACCUGGUGGUGGAGUACAGCUUGGAAGACGCCGAGUGGGCCCGGUAUGUGUGUAUGGUAUUGGAAUGGCAGCUACAUUACGCAACGCAUAAGGCACCUGAGGAAAGGGAUGUCGAGAAUGAUAUCACCGAUUUGCAGCCAAAAAGCUCCCACCUCAACGCCUCACAAGUCGAUUUGCUGCAUGGUAACCCGCCGUGCCUCCAGCUCGAUAAACAUCCACUCGACUCAUUCCUUCACAAACCCUCCUCUACCUCACUCACCAAUGUACAUUCCGUCAAUCAUCACGAUAAAAACCGUCCGAUCCUGUCAUCGGUCAGCUUCCGAGAUCCGGUGACAGUUUCCGUAACACCCGAGCGGCCCCGCGCCGCCACGGCCGCUAUUUUGCCCUCCCCGCUUUCUUCUACGUAUUCGAACAACACCGGCUCCCAAAGUCAGCUGAUGCAAAUGGCACCCCUUGGUAUCCCGUCGAGCAUACAGGAAAUACCACAGGAUGCGUUCCCCACGUGGCACCGAAAUAUCAUCGAGGACCGGAAUGCGGCUUAUAAGGCGUACCUGCCAAACGCCGUCGAAAUCGAGCCGCUGAAGCCGUUCGUGAGCGCGGUCCGGGCGAAGGACGGUGUCCAGAGGAAGAUCCUUGGCUCUACGCCAGAAAUGCGGCAGCUCGGCACGAGAAUGGAGGGCAACCACGAGCAGCUCCUCAAAUUUAUGAUAGCCCAGGACCCGCCCCGCCCCUCGUUCCAAUCGACCCCAAAUCUGAUGGAUGUCCGAUUACAGCCCGGGAUGGGAACGUUUAUGGGAAUGUGGAUCCCUCCUGAACCUGCUCAAAUCGCCCCGCAAACUCGACAAUCCGGGAGCAGGCCUCGUCUGGCGACGGCCACUCGCGUACUCCCCCACCAAGACAGCAGCGAAACGCAGGCGACGAUUGAAUCCAACGCCUCCUCCCAGAUGCGGUUGUACGAAGAGGCAUCCCAACCGGCGCUGCUCAUCGAAAAGAAGCUGCUCGGCCCGAUGGAUGCGUUGAGCCGGGAAUUUCUAUUAAUCCCCAACAAGCGAAUCACGGCCGGUACGGCGACCAGCAGCAAACCUGAGAACCUGGUGUGUUCCUUCUUGCUGCCC